Pygocentrus nattereri (red-bellied piranha) is the source of this 1197-nucleotide messenger RNA. RefSeq names its product ornithine decarboxylase antizyme 1a (gene oaz1a). Gene Ontology annotation, biological process: positive regulation of protein catabolic process. NCBI's taxonomy places the organism in Eukaryota, Metazoa, Chordata, Actinopteri, Characiformes, Serrasalmidae. Gene Ontology annotation, molecular function: ornithine decarboxylase inhibitor activity. Gene Ontology annotation, cellular component: nucleus; cytoplasm. The record is from RefSeq and is a predicted model, not a curated record.
GCUGCAUUAGCUCCACAGCGACCACAUUCAGCCGAGAAAGGACGAAGAGGUGUUGGCCUUGACGUUGGCCGGAUGGUUAAAUCCAACCUCCAGACGAUCCUGAAUAGCCACUGUUUCGUCAGAGAAAAAGAGAGAAAUAUAUCCAAGAUGCCAGUAGCCGAAAUGACCCGCAAUAAACCCGAGAUCGAAAGCCCCCGCCGGUGCCCUCGGUGUUGCAGUAACCCGUGUCCAGGGCCUCUGUGGUGUUCCGAUGCCCCUCACCCACCCCUGAAGAUCCCAGGUGGGCGAGGGAACGAUCAGAGGGAUCACAAUCUUUCAGCUAAGCUAUUUUAUUCAGAUACUCAGUUGCUGGUUCUUGAGGAGCCUCCCCCCUUGAACAGCCGAGUACGAUUUUUGCUCUUUGAGCGGCGUUGCUCCGAGGCUAAGCCGCUUGUAUGGAGGGGGGCACUGACAGGGGCCAAGCUUUACAUCGAGAUUCCCCCUGGAGCCCUUCCCGAAGGCAGCAAGGACAGUUUUGCUCUCUUGCUAGAAUUUGCAGAAGAGAAGCUUCAGGUCAAUCACGUUUUCAUCUGCUUUCAAAAAAACCGUGAUGAUAGAGCAUCGCUGCUGCGGACAUUCAGUUUCUUGGGCUUUGAGAUUGUGAGGCCUGGUCAUUCCCUUGUCCCAUCCCGCCCGGACGCUUUCUUCAUGGCUUACAGCAUCGAAAGAGACUCGGACGACAACGAUGAAUAAUGCUUAUUAACCCCACGCUUUAAUGAUUUGUGCUCGUUCACCUGUAUCAUUGAAGGAAUCCAAAAGAUUAUCAACACACUGCAUUGAUGUUUUCUGUGAAUUACUCUUCAGUAGUUCCCUUAAAAGUUGUGCUGUAUUUCAGUGAUAUUUGAAAACCAGGAUUUUCACUGCAAUCAUUAGGUCAUAAAUCAUCUAUUGGGUCCACCACCUAAAGUAAUUGUUUAAUGCUGGUUCUUCUACUCCUGUUCCCACACAUUGCUUUGUAGAUUGUAAUAUUUAUGGUUAAAAUUCUCAUACAACAAAAAUGUAUGUAAGUAGUUUUCCAGUGCUAUUUCAUGUUUGUUUUGAUUUUUUAAAAAAUUAUUAUUAUUAUUAUUAAUGUGUGCAUGAAUCUUCAAAUUUUUUAUGUUCCAAGUUGGAUUGAUCUGCAUGUUGUGAUGGUGCAGAAUAAAUGUGCUCACCCUG